AUGACCGAAUCAAAGAUGCAACUCGAAGAUUGGCUGGAUGAUUUAUGUGUCCGGUUCAUCAUCAACCUGCCACACGAAGAGCUUGAAUCCGUCGAACGAAUCUGUUUCCAAGUGGAAGAGGCACAAUGGUUUUACGAGGAUUUCAUUCGACCUCUCGAUCCCGCGCUGCCCUCCCUUUCCCUCAAAGCCUUCAGCUUGCGCAUCUUCCAGCACUGCCCUCUCAUGUCACAAUGGUCCCACUACCACCACAUGGCCGCUUUCUCGGAGUUCUUGGCCUACAAGACCCGAGUUCCAGUUCGCGGCGCAAUCCUCCUCAAUGAAGAGAUGGACUCCGUGGUUCUGGUCAAGGGCUGGAAGAAAGGCGCGAACUGGAGUUUCCCGCGAGGGAAGAUCAAUAAGGGCGAGCCUGACUUGGACUGUGCCAUUCGUGAAGUCUACGAGGAAACUGGGUUUGAUGUCCGUGCGGCUAAUCUGGUGAAGGAUGAAGACUCCGUGAAGUCUAUCGAGGUCACCAUGCGAGAGCAACACAUGCGACUCUUUGUCUUCCCCGGUGUCCCCCGUGAUUCGCAUUUCGAGCCCCGUACGCGCAAGGAAAUUAGCAAGAUUGAAUGGUACAAGUUGUCAGACUUGCCCACUCUUAAGAAGAAUAAGCAACAUGACGAAGGCAUGGCGGUGGCCAAUGCGAACAAGUUCUACAUGGUUGCACCAUUCUUGCACCCGCUGAAGAAGUGGAUUGCUCAGCAGAAGAAAUUGGCAGCCAAGGAUCAGACAGGACUGAAACCUUCCUUGCAAACCGAAGGCUAUACAUCCGUGGAUGAGAAUGGAUAUCGGGGCGACUUUGCUGCUUACGGAGGCGGAGUUAGUGAUCUACCAGAGGUCGACGCUGUGGUACCAGUGCCGGACGCCUCCUCUCACAUUAAGCAGUUGCUCAAGAUUGGUGAAGGUCACGCAGAGCCAAUUCAAACGCAAGCUUCUUCUCCCGCUCAACCACCUGCUGUGGAUCAGAUGAAGUCAAACGCGCUUCUGGCUCUUCUCAGGACCGGAUCACAGGGCCCAGUUUCCCAAGCUCAGAAAGAAGCUGCCGCUCUUCAACACUCUAUCCCCUCAGGCGUACCUACUACCACUCAGCAACCUCACCUGGCGCCGAAUUUCUUUCCUGGUUUCCCUCAGCAACAGCAGCACAUGGCACCAUCCAAUUUCAUGCAACAGACCUCUGCGCAACACCUACCUGGGCCGCAACCGGGCAGUACCCUGCCUCCUUUGCACGCUAUCCAGCACCAGCAAUUACCUGUCUCUGGACAGGCUGAGCUUGCAGGAUCUUCAGCGGUGCCCCAAUUCCCCCAAGUGCCGCAACCGGGCUAUCAGAGCCAUCACCCUCAAUCUCCACCUUCCAAUAUUGCACUUCCGAGAAAUGUUGUUGCUCCAUUCCAAAGGACCGGUGACCCUCAAUUCUCCAAGCCGGCCCAGCCCUCUCAGGUCCCCGGUGCCAUUGUACCGCCAGCUAGUAAGCUGCCUCCACCCAAGCUUACUAGCCACUCGCUCGCGCUCCUCGGUUUCUUCAAGGACGGGAGCAAGACGCCUAAGACUCCUCAUGCCGCCCCAGUACCCGUUUCUGCGCCUAUCCCUGCGCCAGUACCUGCACCAGGUCUUAGUCAAGAACGCAAGACUUCUCUUCACCAGGACAGUCUCUUGAGCUUGUUCAAAGGCCCGAAGGGUUCGCUUGCCUCUCAGCCUGCGGAAUUGUUGGGUCAGCCUGUCCGUGCAGCGCCGCCCGCGGAGAGACAAAUCCUUCAACGCCCGCCAUCACAGGCGGAACCCAGUCAGCAACGUGGUCCUGUCGGAUCAAAGUCUCAUAUGACUGUGUCACAUACCUCAGCCACUGUAUCUGGUCCUUUCAAUAUCCCUCAGUUUGAGCAGAGUCCAAAGUCGGCGACUAGGCGGACGGCCAAUGGUCUAAGUCGCAGAAGCAAUUCCAAUCGUCGGGAACAAUCACAGGCGCAGCCACUGUCCUCGCCGAUCACGAUUCUCCCUCGGCCGCAAAGUGCAAAGCGAGAUGUUCCUCUCUCCGGGCUCCCUGUCUCUACAAUUCAGGCACCACCUCAGCACCAGAUUACUCAACCUGCAGCACCUGAGCCAGUGAAACCCUUCCAGCCACAGAUUCUGCGUCGGUCUGAAAAGACUGGUUAUGAAAACUUGUUGAUGGGUGCCCCCAAAACGGAUAGCGUCGAUCGCAAGCCAAACCUUCCUGGUUUACAGGCCAAACCCGAGCAGCUGGCCCCGAACUUUGAUCGCCGGCCAAGCCAGACCCAUGCCCAGAAGGAAGCACUUCUCUCGCUCUUUGGUAAACCCCAGAUGUCCCCUUCCAUGACUUCGGCCGUCCAGCUUGACUCCCGAGCUGUCAACCAGCAGCCGCCCAGUGUCUCUGGUCUAGUCAGCCCCCUCUCGUCGCUGCAAUUUGCGAGCAGCGGCGAAUCGGUUUCUCGUCAUGGAACACCUUCCGAUGGUGAACUUCAUCCGUCUUCUGUCAACCGAGUUUCGUCGCCAAGCAACAAGGCAUUUUUGCUUGGUUAUCUGCAGGGAGUAGCCAAGAGCGGCAAUUGA
Molecule: messenger RNA, 2601 nt
Organism: Penicillium daleae
Lineage: Eukaryota; Fungi; Ascomycota; Eurotiomycetes; Eurotiales; Aspergillaceae
Product: decapping enzyme complex catalytic subunit DCP2
Exons: 2
Coding region: 1-2601 (866 amino acids)
Biological process (GO): deadenylation-dependent decapping of nuclear-transcribed mRNA; nuclear-transcribed mRNA catabolic process, nonsense-mediated decay
Cellular component (GO): cytoplasm; P-body
Molecular function (GO): RNA binding; 5'-(N(7)-methylguanosine 5'-triphospho)-[mRNA] hydrolase activity; manganese ion binding
Source: RefSeq, a predicted model, not a curated record